UAACAAGUUAACACUUGAUAGUCGUUACAAUUUCAUUGUAUAUUGAUGACACUCACACGAAUAUCCACUGUGGAAUUUAUUUAUUGUAGGGAACAAAUUAAGUGAUUUGUAGGGAAUAGGGGAAUAGAUAAAGUACAAUUUCAAAAAAAUAUUGAUGUCGGCGCCAAUGUCAAGAAGACGGAAAACUCGAUUUGCGGAAUCAGGAGAUGUGCAAAUGAAAGACCAUUUAGAUGGAAAAAAUAGUGAGCGAGUAGAUUGGAAGCAUCUGGAACAAAAGUUGACAGCGGUUACAUCACCUGGAAAUUCAUUCAGAAGUUCAAUCACGUACAGUAAAGAAAACUACAUUCGUGUCUGCACUAUUUAUAUUCAAAACUGGACAAAUAUGGAACUCUCAAAACCAAACGCAACUAUAAAUACAGGAUGUCUAGCAUCGCCACCACAGACGGUGGGAACUAAAAUGAAGGAAGUCAUGGUCGGGCACAAGGUUGGCUUUUCCUUAAGAGGAACCAGUGGAAUUGUCUCUUGGUUGGUGGGUAAUCUUGAAAGGCGUGUCAUAGUGAUGUGGAACGUACCAUUCUUUUCGUCGCCUAAUAUCCUCGCAGUUGGCAUAACACGCAGAGGAGUCAAGAAUCACACCAAAGAUUGGUAUGAGUCGAUAUCUAGAAAUGACACCAGAGACGAUCUCCGCUAUACAAAAGGGGUCUUUCAUGAUCAAUGCAAUCAGAUUAUAUCUGAAGAUGAUAUACUUGAAGUUUUAGGAGUCAUGGGCACUGGUUCUCGUGCAGAUGUGAUAAUAACUGUCCGACCAAAAAUUAAAAAGUUUUUACCGAUAAAUUAAACAUUUGUAUAUUCAAUAUAAGACAUAUAAGGAAUACAAUCAUUAUGAAAAGUGUAUCAGUUGCUUAUUUGUAUUAUGUCUUUACAAUUUAAAAUAGAGGAAAAAUGAGACAGCUUAUCUUUGUCCUUAAUGAAAUUAUAGGUAUCAAGUUAAAACUUAUACGAUGUACUCUUUGACAAAAGCUGUUUUGUUUCACUUUCUUUCCUGGAUUAUAACAACGCUCUCGAACUUUUCUCACUUAGUCUCGAAUGUUUGUCACUUAGUUAUAAGAAACCACUGUUACUCAUUAUAAACUGGUUUAAAAAAAAUGAUUUUGAUAACGUGAACAUGUUGAAUGUAUGUCCAUAGGUCACAAUGUUCUGCUCCAACUAUCAUCAAAUAGAAU
This is a messenger RNA of Mytilus trossulus (common blue mussel), 1223 nucleotides long. Its product is annotated as conoporin-Cn1-like. The transcript is spliced from 3 exons. The record is from RefSeq and is a predicted model, not a curated record. Lineage: Eukaryota; Metazoa; Mollusca; Bivalvia; Mytilida; Mytilidae. Bases 155 to 838 code for a protein of 227 amino acids.